AAAAUCAAAUACCCAUAUCGGCUGAUUUUGAUAAGGAAAUCCAAUCUCCCAUACUACGCGAAAUACUUCAAAUAUAUAUUAAGUUAGCGCUUUAUGAUCCAAUAGAAAAGUCUCUUGAAUUUACUACAUCUAAAUAUUAUGAAUUGAAAAGUGAUGUUUAUAUCCGUAAACUGAAUGUGUAUGAAUAUUUGCAAUACGUUAAAGAACGUGUUAACUUUGAAAGAGACCAUAUUUCUGCAUACUUACAUCCAAGAACAAAGGAUUCUUUAAUGAAGCAUGUGGAGUCAAAAUUAAUCAAACGUCACGCCAAAUUGAUUUGGGAAAAAAACUUUGAAUUGGAGAGGCGUGUGGCUACUAGAUUAUUAAAUGCAAUGGAACCAGAGUUUUCUAACAAUUUAGAUGUAAUGUUGAAUGAUAUAAUAAUUUCAAAGCAGAUUAGUGAAACCCAUGACAAUUGCACUAGUAAUGCACCGUUACUGCAUGUUAACGUUUUGACGCAAGAUAGUUGGCCAAAAUACUUAACUAGCUCAACCUUAAACGUGAAAUUGGCACCAAAUCUAGAACAAGCAAAAACAGCUUUUGAACGUGUAUAUAAGGCUGACCCAGAAAAUAAGAAUAAAAAAUUAAAAUGGCAAUAUGAAUUAGAUAGAUGUGUUGUCGAAAUGACUUUUGAGCCGAUCUCAUUAUUAUUAAAAGAUCCACCGAAUGAUGAUAUAGAGAACACUAAUAGAUUUUGUAUUAAUGAAUCGUUGGAUACCACAAUUGGUAUUGACAAUAAUAUAAUCACUCUAGAAGAUCUUGAAGUGGCUAAAAGGGUGCGAAUUGUUAUGUUAUAUUUAUGA
Racocetra fulgida is the source of this 842-nucleotide messenger RNA. The record is from the annotation of a GenBank genome assembly. Lineage: Eukaryota; Fungi; Glomeromycota; Glomeromycetes; Diversisporales; Gigasporaceae.